CGCUAGCUCACUUCGGCGCGGCGGAGACUAUUGCACGUCACCCGUCACGAUUUCUAAUGCAGAAAUCUAUGCGUCUAUAUCGGCACUGAGACUGAAACUUUCGCGAUCUGGCGUUAUCCUCAGACAUUCAACACGUGGGCCGGGACUGUUCAUUAAUAUUCUCCAAGAAUAUAUGGCGAUGUAUUUCAGCAUUCAUCACAGUGCGUUUCCCUCAGCGUACACGAUCUCAUUGAAAUUGUCGCCAGUCCAGGGUCGUGGUUGCGUGGGUCGCCGCGAAUCACGUGCACUCGCUGGAAUCCAAUGAAGCUCCUUUUUGGACAUGCUCUUGUCGGUGCUUGUUGGGUUCACUUCUUUUUUCUCCGUGAACUCCCUCGAGCGUGCUGCGAGCAUAGGGUAUGUCGCCAAAUGUCUGGGACCCUAAACUCGAUGCGGCCCCGGCGUAUUCGUACGGUGCCCAGGUCGAGCAAAGACAGGAAUUCUACGCCGUUGUUUAUGUUGCUUUCGCGGGCUACACAAUUCUGAUAUGGGAUCAUUUUCUCACAUUCGGAGAUGAGAUAGAGCUCAUCUGGAAGCCGCGGAAGACAUUGAUGUCGUACCUUUUCCUUCUAAACCGCUACAUAAUUCCGCUCGGCUUCAUCGUGUGUUUUUAUCCUUACUUACACCCGAACUUGACGGAUUCGGUAUGUAAAGCCUUUAUGAGAUACGAGGGCUACAUGGUAGCAUUUGGCUUGGUGAUCGGAGGGUUGAUGAUGUUAAAGCGAGUGACGGCUCUCUACGAGGGCUAUCACGUAGUAGCGUUAGUAGGGGGAGCAAUUUACGUCACCUGGCUCUGCGUCGGACUCAUCGUGGUCUCAUCGGCUUAUGCGGCGCCGCAUUCGCAAGUUGUAUACGCAUGCUCGCAGAUAACUCGCGGAGAAAUCGCGUCGGCAGUCAUAUGGUUGUUGGUGGCGUUUGACAGUUUCGUCAUCGGAGCCAUCCUUGCUCGGACAUUGCCUUUCAUGCCGCACACGAAUGUGCGCACUAUUGCUCGCGCGCUUACGUUUGAUGGGCUUAUGUAUUACAUCGUUGUCUUGACAGUCAAUCUCGUGCAAGGUAUCAUGAUCAUCAAGGCUCCGAACGGGCUCAAGAACACCUUUGGGCAAUUAAAGCUACACUUGACAGUAACGAUGAUGUCGCGCAUUACUCUCAAUCUACCCAAGCAACACCGUAAGCUGACGUUACAGCCAACCUCGCGGCCAUGGGAGGACGCUCCAUCAUUACUACCUACGAUACACUUGAGCACUCAACACGGCCGAGAGACAGGGCGAGGGCGGAAUACCUUGGCUACUAUAGAGCUGGAACCGAUGCGUACAUCGCGAAUUUCGCGAUCUUCGAUAGACUUGAGUGAUAGGGACUCGUAGCCUUAGUAUACCUACUGACAGUAUCUGUCUUGUUUAGUGAGGUAUGGUACACGCAAUUCCUUUAUGGCUUGCCUCAUAAUAAGACAAUGAG
Coniophora puteana RWD-64-598 SS2 is the source of this 1491-nucleotide messenger RNA. RefSeq lists its product as uncharacterized. The coding region runs from base 396 to 1400 and encodes 334 amino acids. Lineage: Eukaryota; Fungi; Basidiomycota; Agaricomycetes; Boletales; Coniophoraceae. The record is from RefSeq and is a predicted model, not a curated record. The transcript is spliced from 16 exons.